AUUGGUGAUUCUGCAGCUUGGAGCAGUUGGUUGGUUAAAAUUUAGUUGCUUCUGGUUACUGCAGAGCUCUCCUAUUUUUUAAGAUAAUAAAAAAUGGGGUCCUCUGUUUUUCUUCUUGCUCUGUUUCUCUUCGUUUCAUCUCAUGUCUUCAACAAUGCCCUUGCGUAUCCUACCAAUGUGCAGCACCAUCGUCACCGUCGCUUUGCAUCACACAAUUACAGAGAUGCUCUCACCAAGUCCAUACUCUUUUUUGAAGGACAGAGGUCUGGGAAACUCCCUGCUAACCAGAGGGUUACUUGGAGAAGAGACUCUGGCCUCUCUGAUGGCGCGGAUAUGCAUGUUGAUUUAGUGGGAGGAUACUAUGAUGCAGGGGACAAUGUGAAGUUUGGGUACCCAAUGGCAUUCACCACCACUAUGCUCUCAUGGGGUGUCAUUGAGUUUGGUGGGAUCAUGAAAAGUGAGCUCCCAAAUGCAAAAGAAGCUGUUCGUUGGGCUACAGAUUAUCUCCUCAAAGCUACUGCUAAACCAGACACUAUCUUUGUUCAGGUAGGUGAUGCAAACAAGGACCAUGCUUGCUGGGAGAGACCUGAAGACAUGGACACUGCAAGAACUGUGUUGAAGAUAGACAAGAAUAACCCUGGCUCUGAAGUGGCUGCUGAAACUGCAGCUGCUCUUGCUGCUGCUUCUUUGGUCUUUAGAAAAACUGACCGUGCUUACUCCAGACUCCUUGUAGCCAGGGCCAAAAGGGUAUUUGCAUUUGCUGACAAAUACAGAGGCGCCUACAGCAAUGGGUUGAAAAGUUAUGUGUGCCCUUUUUACUGUGAUUAUUCAGGAUUCCAGGAUGACUUGUUGUGGGGUGCUGCUUGGUUGCAUAAAGCUACCAAGGAUCCAAGGUACCUAAGCUACAUUCAAGUAAAUGGACAGACCCUCGGUGCUAGUGAAGAUGACAAUACAUUUGGGUGGGAUAACAAGCAUGUUGGAGCCAGGAUCCUUCUUACCAAGGCAUUUCUUGUGGGAAAGGUUCAGUCCCUUCAUGACUACAAAGGCCAUGCAGACAAUUUCAUCUGUUCUCUCAUCCCUCAAUCCCAGUACACUCCAGGUGGGCUUUUUUUCAAGAUGGGUGAUGCUAACAUGCAGUAUGUUACAUCAACUUCUUUCCUUCUGGUUACAUAUGCCAAGUACUUAACUUCUUCGCACAAAGUGGUCACUUGUGGUGGAGCCAUGGUCACUCCCAAGAAACUCAGAGCCCUAGCCAAGCAACAAGUAGACUACAUCCUGGGAGACAAUCCCCUGAGAAUGUCCUACAUGGUGGGGUAUGGUCCGAGAUUCCCCCGGAGGAUCCACCACAGGGCAGCCUCCUUGCCGUCGGUCUCAUCGCACCCGGCCAAGCUCCAGUGCUCCCAAGGGUUUGAUUUCAUGAGAUCACAGUCACCUGAUCCUAAUAUCUUGGUUGGUGCUGUCAUCGGAGGGCCUAAUGAGCAUGACCAAUUCCCCGAUGAACGUUCGGAUUAUGAGCAAUCCGAACCAUCGACAUACACCAAUGCGCCCCUUGUGGGCACACUGGCUUAUCUUGCUCACUCUUUUGGCCAACUCUAAGGCCAAACUCCAGACUCUAUCUUUACAUAUUACAUAUAUCUAUCCAGUUCCCAACUUCCCAUCAUGAUGUGUUCGGGCUAGAGGAUCGAAUGGACUCGAGCCCUGGAACCUUUGCAGUAGUUAUAGAUUAAUCGAUUGUCUCUAUGUAUGUUCAUCAAGAAGUUACAAUAUUAUCAGACACUUCCUCCGCCAGGCUUGUAUGGAUUGUGAAGUUGAACUCCCUUGUAAAACGGUGUGGUUUCUAUAUAUGAACUUCUACUUAAGUGUG
This is a messenger RNA of Daucus carota subsp. sativus, 1864 nucleotides long. RefSeq names its product endoglucanase 17. Gene Ontology annotation, biological process: carbohydrate metabolic process. Bases 94 to 1596 code for a protein of 500 amino acids. The transcript is spliced from 8 exons. The record is from RefSeq and is a predicted model, not a curated record. Gene Ontology annotation, molecular function: hydrolase activity, hydrolyzing O-glycosyl compounds. Lineage: Eukaryota; Viridiplantae; Streptophyta; Magnoliopsida; Apiales; Apiaceae.